Messenger RNA from Candidozyma auris, 2814 nucleotides. It is a transcript of the gene SEC21, whose product is annotated as coatomer subunit gamma. The coding region runs from base 1 to 2814 and encodes 937 amino acids. Gene Ontology annotation, molecular function: structural molecule activity. The record is from RefSeq and is a predicted model, not a curated record. The transcript has a single exon. Gene Ontology annotation, biological process: endoplasmic reticulum to Golgi vesicle-mediated transport; protein secretion; intracellular protein transport. Gene Ontology annotation, cellular component: Golgi membrane; endoplasmic reticulum-Golgi intermediate compartment; COPI vesicle coat. NCBI's taxonomy places the organism in Eukaryota, Fungi, Ascomycota, Pichiomycetes, Serinales, Metschnikowiaceae.
AUGUCUGUCCUGUCCUACAAGUCCCAGGACCCGUACAGUCUGGCAUCUGUGCCAGACAAAAUGGCAGUGUUCCAGGAGUGCUUGCAACAGUUCAAUGCCCUGCCGGUGGACGCGAAAAAGUGUCGACAGUUGUUGGCUAAGCUCUUGCGCUUGAUCUACCAAGGGGAGCUGUUUCCGCUGCAAGAGUCAACGACGUUGUUUUUCUCUAUCUCCAAGUUGUUCCAGCACAAGAACUCCUCGUUGCGUCAGUUGGUGUACUUGACUAUCAAGGAGCUUUCGGCGACCUCGCAGGAUAUUUUGAUGGUGACUUCUUCAAUCAUGAAGGAUAUCCAGUCGGGUCUGUUGAUUUAUAAGCCUAACGCCAUUAGAACGCUCUCCAAAGUGUUGGAUCCAACCACCGUAUCUGCAUCAGAGAGAUUGUUCAAAAACUGUUUGGUUGACAAGAACCCAAUUGUGUCCUCUGCAGCAUUGAUCUCCUCCUACAACUUGUUGCCUAUUGCCAAAGACGUGGUGAAGCGCUUCACUAAUGAAACGUUGGAGACCAUCCAGUCAUACAAGCAGUUUCCACUGGAUCAGUUCCAGUUGCACGAGUACUACGGCGCUUCAACUACAAACUUACCUGCGAACUCGUACAUGUACCAGUACCAUGCAUUGGGCUUGUUAUAUCAAUUGAGAAAUCACGACAAGAUGUCAUUGAUGAAACUUAUCACCAGUUUGGCGGACGGCCCCGCCCUCAAAAACUCCUUGUCCAUAAUCCAACUCAUCAGGUACAUCAACAAAGUAUUGUUGGAUGACGAGUCCCUCAUCACCCACUUGCACCCUAUCUUGGCGGGCUUCUUGAAACACAAGUCUGACAUGGUGGAAUUGGAGGCUUGUAAGACAUUGAUUGGCUUGCAGCAUCUCAUAAAGGAGGAUGACUUCAUGAACAUUAUUCUUACUCUUCAAAAAUUGUUGAGCGUUCCAAGAACUGCAACGAGGUUUGCAGCAGUGAGAUUGAUCAACAAAAUCUCGAUAAAGCACCCAGAGAAGAUCAUGGUGGUGAACCUAGAGUUGGAAGGCUUGAUCAAUGACAGCAAUAGAUCUGUCUCCACCUUGGCCAUCACAACCUUAUUGAAGACCUUGGGUGUCGGUACCGUUGAAUCUGCUUCUGCCUCCAGCUCCGAGAAUGUGGACAGAUUGAUUUCUAAGAUGACAUCGAUGAUGGAUGAAAUUACCGAAGACUUCAAGAUCACAAUAAUAGAGGCCAUCGAGAACUUAGCUCUUAAGUUCCCAUCCAAGCAUAAGAAGCUUGUGUCGUUCCUUUCCGACUUAUUGAGAGACGAUGGCACUUUGCAAUUGAAGUCAAGUAUCGUCGAUGCCUUGUUUGACUUGAUCAAAUUUUUGUCCGAUAAGUCUGCUAAGCAGCUCAUCUUGAUGAACUUGUGUGAGUUCAUCGAAGACUGUGAAUACACAGAAUUGUCUGUGAGAAUAUUACACUUGUUGGGUGACGAGGGUCCAGCCACUGCCAAUCCGUCGUACUAUAUCAGACACAUCUACAAUAGAUUGGUUUUGGAGAAUUCCAUAGUCAGAUCGUCCGCUGUCAUUGCCUUAUCCAAAUUCGCUGUUCAAUGCGAUGAGACUGUUGCACAGAACGUCAAAAUUUUGCUCAGUAGAUGUUUGAACGAUGUUGAUGAUGAAGUUAGAGAUCGUGCAUCUUUGUCAUUGAGUUUCAUCGACAGUAAACGUCCUCAGUUGGUCGUCACAGAAGUGGGUUUCAAUUUGGCGGCUUUGGAAAGCAAGUUGUCUCAUUACCUCAAUGACGAAAGUAACUUUGGACAUAAGUUUGACAUCGAUGAGAUUCCAUUGCUUAGUAAGGAGGAGCAGAAAUCUCUUGAGUACAAUACGAAGAUUAAGAAGUUGGAGAAGACUGAUGAUGUUGAGAUUGAGAGCGAGAAGUCCUCCGCAGGCACAAGAUCUAAGGAGGAGUCUCAAGGUGCAAGUGACAAUGCUCAAGAGUAUUUGAGACAACAAGAGUACGCUGCCAACUUGUCUAGUAUUCCAGAAUUUGCUGGUCAUGGUAAGUUGACGAGUUCCUCCGCCUCGCCAUUGUAUUUGACUGACAGGGAGAAUGAGUUCGUUGUUACCGUUGUCAAACACUUCUUUGUGGAGACACAAAAACUUAUAUUGCAGUUCGAUGUGACGAACACUUUGUCAUCCUUGGUAUUGCAGGAUGUCAGUGUUGUUGCUCAGCCGGACAACGAGCUCUACGAGGAGGAGUUCACCCUCCCAUUGGCUGAAUUGAAGCCUGAGCAAACAGGAAGCACCUAUGUAUCAUUCAACACGCCGGCCAUCGGUGAUGACGAUCUUCUUGCAGCUUUCGGAAACACUCUUAUAUACACUUCGAAGGAUACUAUCGAUGAAGAAGGCAACAUAGAUCCAGCUGAUGAAGGCAUCGAAGAUGAAUACCAGAUUGACGACUUGGAGGUAACAGCUGGUGACUUCAUUCAGCCAAUGUACAACUCCAAUUUUACUAGCAUCUUUGACCAGUUGCCCGAAAGCGAAGGCAGUGUGGUGACAAUCGGUGGUGUUUCCAACUUGGAGAACGCUGUCAACAAGUUGAAGAAGAGUUUGAACGCUAUGCCAUUGGAUGGCUCCGACUACGUUCCAGCCGACCUGACCGCCCACGUUUUGAAGUUGCUAGGAAAAGAUUUGUGGGGUGGAAAAGUCGGAGUGUUGGUGAGACUUGCGCAAACCCAGGGUAAAGUUGUUGCUAAGUUGCAGGUGAAGGGAGAGACACCAGGCUUCGCAGGGGUGGUUGCCAAUGGAGUGCAGUAG